GUUUCAGCGGGGAGACUUUUAGGGCCGCAACCCUCGAAUGCAAUCUUAGCGAUGAGAACAUUUAAAAACACAUCUCACUCCAUGUCAUUGUCGCCAGAUGACGAGUCUGUUCUAUUCCCUUGGACGUAGCGGCUCCAGACUCCGAGUCCUCGCCAGGCAGAUGAGCCAUGCCGUGCCCACGGGGGAACCGGCGUCUCCCGUCACGUCGGGCCCCGAAGGAGCCGGCGCGGCACCACCGCGACCGCCGCCGUCGCGCUCCGCGGCCAUCCUCGUGGUGGGAGACGAGAUCCUGAAAGGACGGACCCCGGACACCAACUCGCACUUCAUGUGCACGCGACUGCGAGCCCUGGGCGUGCGGGUGGAGCGCAUCUCGGUGCUGGGCGACUCGGUGCCGGCGCUGGCUGAUGAGUUGGCGCUCCUCGCCGAGCGCCACUCGCUGGUCAUCGCCUGCGGAGGGGUCGGACCGACGCACGAUGACGUCACCUUCGAGGCCGUGGCCCGGGCCUUCGGGGACACGCUGGUGCCAAACCCUGAGCUGGUGGCGCUCUGCCGUACCGUGUUUGGCGAGGCGGAGACCGGUGACGCGCGAAUGAAGCUGGCGUCCGUGCCUUCGACUGCGACGCUCAACUACGGCAUCGACAAGAAGACGGGGGAGCGCUUCAGGUUCCCUGUGGUGAGCGUGCGCAAUGUCUUCCUGUUCCCGGGCAUCCCCACGCUGCUUGAGAGAGCGUUCGUGGGAGUGGAGGACCUGCUGGUGGCGGUGGUGGGCGCCGGGACACCCAUGGCGACGGAGCACUCGCGCGAGAUGUUGGUGAACACCGACGAGGUGUCCAUCGCGAGCGUGCUCAACGAGGCCGAUGCUCGCUUUCGGCCGGCCGUGCAGCUCGGCUCCUACCCGGACUGGCUGUGCAACUACUAUCGCGUCAAGCUGACCCUGGACGGCGAGUCGGAGGGCGCCGUGGACGCGGCGUUCCGCUUCCUGGAGGAGCGGCUCCCUGCGGGCUCCGUGGUGCGGAUGGAGCGGCAGCCGGUGCAUGUCGCCGCCCUUGCCGUCUACGAGCUCUCUGGCUCCGGUGACCAGGUCCCCGCUGGAGAGCGCGUGCGCUCGGCGCUCGCCGUGCUGGACGAGGCGCUCGGCCGCUUCUCCCUCGACGAGCUCUGCGUCGCGUUCAACGGCGGCAAGGACUGCACCGUGCUGCUGCACCUCUUCUACGCGGCCGCCGCCAGAAAGUAUAAGGAGCAGCUGGGCACCGUGCACUGCUUGUACAUUAAGAUGCCGGGUGCUUUCCCUGAGAUGGAGCAGUUCAUUAAGGAGACGUGCCCAAGGUACGGCGCCGAGAGCCACGUGUACGAGGGCGACCUGCGGACUGCGCUCGGCGAGUUUGCGCGCUGCCGCCCGCGCUCGCGCGCCGUGCUCAUGGGGACGCGGCACACGGACCCGGGGCCCCGCACGCUGGCGUCCGUGUGCCCCACCGACCCCGGGUGGCCUCCGCUCCUCCGCAUCAACCCGCUGCUCGACUGGAGCUACCACGACAUCUGGGCAUUCCUGCGGACCCUCUUUGUCCCCUACUGCAUUCUCUACGACAAGGGGUACACGUCGCUGGGCAGCCGCAAGAACACGAGAAAGAACCCAUCGCUGUGCUAUACCAACGCCCGCGGCGUGGAGAGCCACCGCCCUGCCUACCAGCUGGAGGACGCGAGCCACGAGCGGCACUCGCGAGCCUGACGCUCCCCCCCCCCGCGCCACUACCCACGGAGACGCGCCACCACAAACGCCACCACCGAUGAUGCCCCUGCGCCACUACCGAUGGAGAAACGCCACCACAAACGCCACCACAAACGCCACCACCGAUGAUGCCCCCGUGCCACUACCAACGACGCCCCCAGCAGUGAAAGUGGCUGCAGUGUCUCACGCUCUAUGGGCUAUGUGAGCAAGUCCGGUGCGGCAGCAUAUGCCGAGACAGUGGCCCCCAACACCGAGCGAAAAGUGGAUAAAUGUUGAAGCCAUAUUAAGGUUUGAUUAGGAGGCACGAACUGUGAGGAGUAGGCAGAAUAGCCAAUCAGACUGACUGAAGUCAUACCCAUAACCCUAACAAACUACCCAACCUGCUCUUAGCACUAAUAUCCACAACCACAUUAGCUAUCAAACCUUAAUGCUACAUCUAAACCUAAUUACACUUACCAAUGACACCAUAUACCUAAACCUAAUCACACUUAAACAAGAUUCCAGAUUUGCCUCUUAACCGCAUUGGCAAACAAGUCCUUAGUACUACCUCUCACCCUCCUAACCUUAAUCCCACCAGACUCUAGCACUAGCCCUGAUCAUCACCAUUAAGUGUGUGAUGAUGCUUUCAUUCGUCCACUAAAAUAGAUUUUUACGCUCAUUACUUGCAACAAAUUGUGCACGAGUAUUGAUUACUUUGGAUUUAUAACAAAAUAUAUAUGCAAGUAAUAUACUGAUGUAACACGCAUGCUAUUGGAGCAUGCGUGUGCAAACGAGCUACUCAUGAGACAUUAUUGCAUCUCAACCAUAAUUCAUGACAGUUUAUCAUAUUGGUAGGUGGGUGGGUAUAACACAUUGUCCUGCGGAGGGAGCUGGUAGGAACGUUGGGUUGCUCGGUCAAUGGCCAGGGUCAACGGCAGCGUGGUGUAUUCCGCAAAUAUGGCUGACUGUGAGGGUGGGCACAAGCCGGCGUGAGUAGGUUAAACGUUGAGUUUUAUAAGGGUGCCACGGGGUGGACCAGCCCCUCCCCACCCAGCCCCACCCCUCCCACCCUCCCCACCCAGCCCCUCCCCACCCUCCCCAC
Molecule: messenger RNA, 2807 nt
Organism: Lethenteron reissneri (Far Eastern brook lamprey)
Lineage: Eukaryota; Metazoa; Chordata; Hyperoartia; Petromyzontiformes; Petromyzontidae
Product: FAD synthase-like
Biological process (GO): FAD biosynthetic process
Molecular function (GO): FMN adenylyltransferase activity
Source: RefSeq, a predicted model, not a curated record